Mus pahari (shrew mouse) is the source of this 2895-nucleotide messenger RNA. RefSeq names its product zinc finger protein 791-like. Gene Ontology annotation, molecular function: RNA polymerase II cis-regulatory region sequence-specific DNA binding; DNA-binding transcription factor activity, RNA polymerase II-specific. Bases 150 to 2705 code for a protein of 851 amino acids. Gene Ontology annotation, biological process: regulation of transcription by RNA polymerase II. The record is from RefSeq and is a predicted model, not a curated record. The transcript has 5 exons. Lineage: Eukaryota; Metazoa; Chordata; Mammalia; Rodentia; Muridae.
GCGUUCCCAGGCGGGCGGUGAAGGCGCUGGCGAGUGGAGGAGCUCACGCGCAUUCGGAGUUUUUGGCCUUUGAGGAUGUAGCUGUGGAGUUCAGCCAGGAAGAAUGGGUUUUGCUGGACCCUUCUCAGAAGAAACUAUACAGAGAUGUGAUGCUGGAAACCUGCAAUAACCUUACUUCUAUAGGCAUCAAAUGGGAAGACAAGAACACUGAAGAGCAGUACAAACAUUCUUGGAGAUACCUAAGAAGUUGCAUGAUAGAUGCAAUUUAUGAGCACAAAGAAGGUGGUCAGUUUCAAGAAACCUUUACCUGGGUACCAGAUUGCCGUAGGAGCACUAACAUCUCUACUGGAGUAAAGCAAUUUGAAUGUGGUGUGUGUGGGAAAGUUUUCACAUGUCAUUCAUCCUUUAAUGAGCACAUCAUGUCUCACUUAGGGGACAAACCAUCUGAACACAAACAUGGUUCAUGUGGAAUACAGCAACAAAGUCAGAAUGUUGAAAAAUCCUAUGAACAGUGUGGAAUGGCCCUCGUUUGCCACUGUUCACUUUCUGUAGAUGGAAGAACCAACAGUAAAGAUAAAUGUUACAAAUAUGAACAAUCCAGUAAAGCUCUGAGCUCUUCCAGUUCUCUCCAGAGUCGUAAAACAGUUUAUACUGCAGGAAGAACCUAUGAGUGUGAACAGUGUGGAAAAUCCUUUAGACAUGAGAGUUCCUUUUUAUUACACCAAUUAACUCACAUUGGAGGGAAAUCCUAUGAAUGUAAACAAUGUGGGAAGGCCUUCAGAUGUCACAAUUAUCUUCAGUUACAUGAAAACUUCCAUAUUGAAGAAAACCCCUACGAAUGUAAACAAUGUGGAAAAACCCUCUGUUCUCCCAGUUCCCUUCGAGUUCAUGAAAGGAUUCACAAUGGAGACAAACUUUAUGCAUGUAAACAGUGUGAUAAAACUUUCAAAUGUCAAAGUUACCUUCGAAUACAUGAAAGAACUCACACUGGAGAAAGGUGCUAUGAUUGUAAACAGUGUGGUAAAGCUUUCAGAAGUCACUGUUCCCUUCAAAGACAUAAAAUAGCUCAUCCUAGGAAAAAACCUUAUGCAUGUAAACAAUGUGAUAAGUACUUCACUUAUCCAUAUUUACUUCAAACACAUGAGAGAUUUCACACCAGAGAAAAAACAUAUAAAUGCAGAAUCUGUAGUAAAGCCUUUCUUUGUUCCCCCUUUCUUCAGAGACACAAAAGAACGCAUACUUGGGGGAAACCCUAUAAAUGUAAACAGUGUGGUAGAGCCUUCAGAAGCCACAGUUCCCUUCGACUGCAUGCAAGGGCUCAUACAGUAGAAGAAUCUUACACAUGUAGGAUAUGUAGUAAAGCCUUUCUAUGCCCUCCUUUCCUUCAAAGGCAUGAAAAAACUCACACUGAGGAAAAGCCCUUUGAAUGUAAGCAAUGUAGUAAAAUCUUCAGAGAUUGGAGUACCUUCCAAGUGCAUGAAAGAUCUCAUACUCUAGAAAAGCACUAUACAUGUAAGCUAUGUAGUAAAGCCUUUUUUUAUUCCUCUUCCCUGGAAAGACAUAAAAAGAUUCACACUAGAAAAAAAUGCUAUCCAUGUAAAUAUGCAUGUGAACAGUGUGGUCAGUCCUUUAUUUUUCCUUGUUUACUUGAGAAGCAUUUAAGAACUCACACUGAUGAAAAGCCCUAUGAGUGUAAACAGUGUGGUAAAACAUUUAGGAGUCUCACUUAUGCUCGCAUACAUAAAAGAACUCACACCGAAGAAAGACCGUAUGUAUGCAAACAGUGUGGUAAAAGUCUCAGCUGCCCUAGCACUCUUCAGUUACAUGAACUAACUCACACUGGAGAAAAACUCUAUGCAUGUCAGCAAUUUGAUAAAACUGUCAGAAGAUUUAGUUAUUUUCAAAUACCUGAAAGGGCUCUUACUGCAGAAAAAGCUUACAAAUGUAAGCAAUGUGGUGAAAUUCUCAGUUGUUCAAAUUCCCUUCAGCUACAUGAAAGAAUCCAUACUGGAGAGAAAUCACAUGAAUGUAAACAAUGUGGUAAAGCCUUCACAGUCCUCAGCAAUCUUCAAGUACAUGAACUAUCUCACACUCAUGAAAAAUCCUAUGGAUGCAAGCAACAUGGAAAAGUGUUCAGUUUUAGUAAUCUUAUACAGGAAAGAAAGAAAGCUGAAGCAAAUCUCUGUGAAUGUAAACAGUGUGGUAAGUCUUUUGUUUCUCGAUAUUUACUUCAAAUGCAUGAAAGGUCUCAUUCUGCAGAGAAACGCUACGAAUGUAAGGUAUGUGGUAAAAGCUUCAUUUAUCCCUCAUUUCUUCAAAGACACGAAAGAACGCAUACUGGAGAGAAACCGUAUGAGUGCAAACAAUGUGGUAAGGCCUUCAGAGUUCAGAGCUCCCUUCGAUUACAUGAAAGAACUCAUUCCGAGGAAAAACCUUAUGAAUGUAAAGACUGUGGUAAAGCCUUCUGGCGGCUCCCUUCUCUUCAAGUACAUGAAAGAAUCCAUACAGGAGAAAAGCCCUUUGAGUGUAAACAAUGUGAUAAAACCUUCAGGUGUCACAGUUCCCUUCAAAGGCAUGAAAGAACUCAUAGUCAUGAAAAACCCUAUGAAUGUACACAGUGUGGUAAGGGCUUUAGAUGUCACCGGUCCCUUCAAAGACAUGGAAAAACUCAUGCUGAAGAAAAAGCCCAGGAAUCUGGACAGUGAGCAAAAAUUUUUAGAGUUUCCAAUUUCUUUUUAAUGUUUGAAAGUAAUUCCUGGGAAGAAAUUCUGGUGCUAUAAAACAAGUGGUGGUGGUGGUGUUUUUAAUCAUAGACUUACUGAAGAAAGACCUAUCAGUAAUAAUCAGUGACUUAGGAUGUUCCGUUCCCCAGCACUUGGGAGGCAGAGGCAGGUG